CACUCGCAGCUCACUUACAGCUCACUCACACAGAAGGGUGAAGGCAAGGGGCUUCCUCCUGACACUGCGUCCUAAUGACAAUCGACAGGAGCCCACAGAGGCUGAGCAGGCCCACCUAUGGCUCUACCACUAGCCUGCCACAUCGGGGUCCACAGCAAGCACCUCUACAGCAGACCUACCUCAGUGAGAAGAUCCCUAUCCCGGAAGCAAAACCGGGUACAUUCAGCCUGCGGAAGUUGUGGGCAUUCACAGGGCCUGGCUUCCUCAUGAGCAUCGCGUUCCUGGACCCAGGAAACAUCGAGUCAGAUCUUCAAGCUGGUGCUGUAGCUGGAUUCAAAUUGCUUUGGGUGCUGCUCUGGGCCACCGUGCUGGGCUUGCUCUGCCAACGACUGGCUGCCCGGCUAGGUGUGGUGACAGGCAAGGACUUGGGCGAGGUCUGCCAUCUCUACUACCCUAAGGUGCCCCGCAUCCUCCUCUGGCUGACCAUUGAGCUGGCCAUUGUGGGCUCAGACAUGCAGGAGGUCAUCGGCACAGCGAUUGCACUCAACUUGCUCUCCGCGGGACGAAUCCCACUCUGGGGUGGCGUCCUAAUCACCAUCGUGGACACCUUCUUCUUCCUCUUCCUGGAUAACUAUGGCUUGCGGAAACUGGAAGCUUUUUUUGGAUUCCUCAUUACCAUUAUGGCCCUGACCUUCGGCUAUGAGUAUGUGGUGGCGCGACCUGCGCAGCGGGCACUUCUUCAGGAUCUGUUCCUGCCCUCGUGCCAGGGCUGUGGCCAGCCUGAGCUGCUGCAGGCUGUGGGCAUCGUCGGCGCCAUCAUCAUGCCCCACAAUAUCUACCUGCACUCAGCCUUGGUCAAGUCUCGGGAGAUAGACCGAGCCCACCGGGCGGACAUCCGGGAAGCCAACAUGUACUUCCUGAUUGAAGCUACCAUUGCCCUGUCUGUCUCCUUUGUCAUCAACCUCUUCGUCAUGGCUGUCUUUGGGCAGGCCUUCUACCAGCAAAGCAAUGAGGAUGCGUUCAACGUCUGUGCCAACAGCAGCCUGCACGACUAUGCCAAGAUCUUCCCCAGGAACAACCAGACGGUGUCGGUGGACAUUUACGGAGGAGGCGUGAUCCUGGGCUGUCUCUUUGGCCCCGCUGCGCUCUACAUCUGGGCAGUGGGUCUCCUGGCUGCGGGGCAGAGCUCCACUAUGACGGGCACCUACGCGGGGCAGUUCGUGAUGGAGGGCUUCCUGAAGCUGCGGUGGACUCGCUUUGCCCGGGUCCUCCUCACACGCUCCUGUGCCAUUCUGCCCACUAUGCUGGUGGCUGUCUUCAGGGACCUGAGGGACCUGUCGGGCCUAAAUGACCUACUCAAUGUGCUGCAGAGCCUGCUGCUUCCCUUUGCUGUGCUGCCCAUCCUGACAUUCACCAGCAUGCCGACGGUCAUGCAGGAGUUUGCCAAUGGCCGGCUAAGCAAGGUGGUUACAUCCUGCAUCAUGGCCCUGGUCUUCGCCAUCAACCUCUACUUUGUGGUCAGCUAUCUGCCCAGCCUCCCCCAUCCUGCCUACUUUGGUCUCGUGGCUGUGCUGGCCACAGCCUACCUGGGCCUCACGGCCUACUUGGCCUGGACCUGUUGCCUGGCACAUGGAGCUACUUCUCUGACCCACAGUUCCCAUCAGCACUUCCUGUACGGACUCCCUGAAGAAGAACAGGAGGAUGGGGAGCGCUCUGGAUGAGCCCCCAUGCAGGCCUGGCCUGGAAGGUGGCUGGGGGGCACAGACUGGCUCGCUUGACUCCCAGGGUAGCAGCCAGAUGUUUUGGGAGGCUGGUCCACCCGAGUCCUUAGGGGCUUGCUAUUUUUUGAUUUAAUUACAUACUUUACUUCUGGGUCCGUCUCGUCUGUAAAACAGGGACAAGCACCAGUGAUGUGAAUGUAAAGCACUUUAACUGCUGAGCACUAGCGGCUUUUUAAAAAAAUCAUUACAAAGUAUUUAUUAAACAAACUUAUUGACAACGGAUGUGGGGCGUGCAGGCUUAUAAUCAAUACUUUGAAAGGCUGAGGCAGAAGAAUCACAAA
This is a messenger RNA of Octodon degus (degu), 2062 nucleotides long. It is a transcript of the gene Slc11a1, whose product is annotated as solute carrier family 11 member 1. Gene Ontology annotation, molecular function: iron ion transmembrane transporter activity; manganese ion transmembrane transporter activity; cadmium ion transmembrane transporter activity. Bases 75 to 1721 code for a protein of 548 amino acids. Gene Ontology annotation, biological process: metal ion transport. Gene Ontology annotation, cellular component: plasma membrane. The transcript has 15 exons. The record is from RefSeq and is a predicted model, not a curated record. Lineage: Eukaryota; Metazoa; Chordata; Mammalia; Rodentia; Octodontidae.